Molecule: messenger RNA, 2216 nt
Organism: Exophiala xenobiotica
Lineage: Eukaryota; Fungi; Ascomycota; Eurotiomycetes; Chaetothyriales; Herpotrichiellaceae
Exons: 2
Coding region: 606-1763 (385 amino acids)
Molecular function (GO): monoacylglycerol lipase activity
Source: RefSeq, a predicted model, not a curated record
CAGAGCUGUCCUCGGACGUAGGACAUAGGACAUAAUAGUCCUCUGCAAAAACCCACGAGAUCUGUCCACUCGAGCGUCAUCUCGUGGUUGCUUAGAGGCUAGGCCUCACGAGCCCGAUCCUGCAAGCCACCGGACCUUAGGGUAGGUAUUCUCCCGCGCCGGAGGAUCGUGCUCAGCCACCAAUUGUCGCUGGCCCCCUGCAUGCGCUGCGUCUUAGGCUCAUCUAUCUACAAGGGUGUCUCCGAUCUUUAAGAAUGCCUUCGCUUCCUUUCGACUUGCGCAGUUUCGACAGGCAGGCUCUUUUUCCCAAUUCCAACAUGGCAGAAUGCCGUCAGAGAUCAGGGCAGUCCACGCCAAAGAAAGCAGAACACCUUUGUGUCCUCGUCCAUGGGCUCUGGGGCAAUGCGGUAUGAAAAGUACCUGGUUGCUCAGGAUGACAAUGCUAAUAUUACCCCAAGUCUCAUCUUAACUACGUCGCACAAGCACUUCGAGACAAGCACAACGAAGAGAAGCUCAUAAUACUGGCUUGCCGCUCGAAUCCAGGGUCGCUCACAUACGAUGGAGUUGAAGUCGGUGCUGAAAGAGUGGCCAAAGAGAUAGAAGACAUGCUGGAGGAGCUAGAAAGAGACGGCAACAAAAUUACUCGAUUCUCGAUAGUCGGCUAUUCAUUAGGCGGCCUGGUCGCGCGAUAUACGAUUGGCUUGCUCUACCACAAGGGAUACUUCGACAAGAUAACUCCGGUCAAUUUCACCACCUUUGCGACGCCUCACCUAGGGGUCAGGACGCCAUUGAGAGGAUAUCAGAACCACCUUUGGAACGUCCUUGGAGCGAGAACCUUGUCAAAGAGUGGCCGGCAGCUUUUCCUGAUCGACGAAUUCCGGGACACUGGCCGACCACUGCUGAGCGUUUUGGCCGACCCCGGGAGCGUAUUCAUUCAGGCUCUUUCCCUGUUCCAGCACCGCUCUCUAUACACCAAUAUUGUCAACGACCGUACCGCCGUGUAUUAUACCACUGGUAUCUCGAAGACUGAUCCUUAUGCUUGCCUUGACAAGCUGAGCAUUCAUUACCUGGAAGGCUAUGAGCCGGUCAUUCUAGAUCCGGACCACCCUUACGAAAUCAUACCAGAACACGAGCUGCCUUCGUUCUAUCAGCGCGUCCGUACCGGUAGCCGAACAUUUCUGCGCCGGACUCCCAUUUUCCUGGCUCUCACCGUGCUGAUUCCGAUAGCGACGGUGGUCUUCCUGGGCAGUUCGUGCGUCCAGACCUUUCGGAGUCGACGCCGCAUACAAUUGCAUGAGACCGAUCAGCAAGGAACAGGCUUCGGCAUGUACAAAAUCCCGUACAUGGUCAGGGAGAUGCGGGUUGGACUUGAGGAUGCGUUUGAAAAUGUCAAUGCAGCUCAGCAAUAUGAUUAUCUGCCAGAAGGGUCCGAAGAGAUCGCUUCGACGCCGGCCUCGCCAUCCAUGUCCACUUUCCCUGCUACAUCAGCCGAAUCUUUGAGCUCCGAGAAAUCAGACGUGGACUUACUUAAAAAGAGCCCCUCAAUGUCUGAUAGAGCCCCAGAAUUCCCCACCUUGGCCCUCACUCCGGCACAGUUUCAGAUGAUCAAGGCUCUUGACGACGUCGGCUUCCGGAAGUACCCUGUGUAUAUCCACAAGAGCAGCCAUAGUCAUGCAGCGAUGAUCGUGCGUACACCGAGGGCCGCUUUUGAGGAAGGCAAAGUCGUGAUCAAGCAUUGGCUGGAGAACGAAUUUGACAUUUGAAACCUCUUGGGAGAGGCUUGCAUGCAAACUUUGGGACCUAUCCGAUGUGGCAGUCUGAGAUGGAGAUCAAACAACGUGUGGUCAUCCGAUGGCUGUUAUGUUGUCUUGAUAGAGACCGACUUUGGCUUCCCUUAAGCCGACGCUUCUUGGCAGUGUGGCUUUUGCGGUAAGCGACAUGCCAUCCUACGAAGCGAGGCAUUAUUUGUUCACGAAGUUUUUGAUCCUGCGGUGUCAUAUGUAGCGUUCGUCGUGUCCUUUCAGCGGAGGUGUUGGUUAGACCACUAGUUUACGAAUGUACUUCAAGCUUCAGCUGCGAGCAUUCUCUAUACUCGUACUCGUUCAAGAAUUGCGUUAUCAGUGUACUGUCAGCCUGAACGGAGUCAUUGUGCUUGGGAUAGCCGGCAAGCGAGGUACUCGUACCAAUACCCAAAUCGGAGUUGUUCCCACCUUGCU